AUUAGUUAAUUUUUAUCCUGACGCACGCAGGAGGCUAAAUAAUAAACAGUGACAAAUUCACAUGGAAGGACGCGUGGCGGAUGGUGAGCCGUGGAAGGCCGCGAGCAUUAUAUGAGAGCUGCGAAUUGCCGCAGAGGAUCAGAGGUGGUUGAGAGUUGAGAAUAGCAAAAGGGGAUGGGGAUUGAGAGGUUGUUGGCCACACUGGCCAUAACUCUCUCCAUUCUCUCGGGAAAUGGAAACACCGUUCACAGCUUCGACGGCGGUACCCACCAAAAACCUCAACACAGUUUGUGUGAGGAACUCAUUCUUCCCUCCGGUUACCCCUGCUCCGAAUAUACGAUUCAAACCAAGGACGGUUUCUUGCUAGGUCUUCAGCGUGUCUCUUCUUCUUCUUCUGCUCUUCGUCUCGGGCACGAUGCAGAACGAGGCCCUCCGGUUCUGCUUCUGCAUGGCUUAUUCAUGGCAGGUGAUGCAUGGUUUCUAAACACUCCGGACCAAUCACUUGGCUUCGUACUUGCAGAUCAUGGUUUUGAUGUUUGGGUAGGGAACGUGCGUGGAACACGCUGGAGCCAUGGCCAUGUAUCUUUACCAGAGAAGAAUAAGCAAUUUUGGGAUUGGAGUUGGCAGGAGUUAGCCCUGUAUGAUGUAGCAGAAAUAAUCAAUUACAUUAAUUCAAUAACAAACUCAAAGAUAUUCGUAGUUGGGCAUUCACAGGGGACAAUUAUAUCUUUUGCUGCCUUCACUCAACCCGAGAUAGUAAAAAAGGUUGCGGCUGCAGCUCUUCUAUCUCCAAUAUCGUACUUGGAUCAUGUCAGUGCACCUCUUGUACUUAGAAUGGUUAAGAUGCACAUUGAUAAGAUGAUCCUUUCCAUGGGCGUUCAUCAACUAAAUUUCAAAAGCGAAUGGGCGGCUAAUCUCUUGGUUUCCUUAUGUGAUACCCGCCUAAGUUGCAAUGACAUGCUUUCAUCAAUAACAGGGAAGAAUUGUUGCUUCAAUGAGUCACGUGUGGAAUUUUAUCUUGAACAAGAACCUCACGCAUCCUCCUCCAAAAACUUGAACCACCUUUUCCAGAUGAUCCGCAAAGGUAGCUUCUCCAAGUAUGAUUAUGGAAAGCUAAAAAAUCUGAUAGAGUACGGCAAGUUCAAACCACCAAAGUUCGACCUUAGCCGCAUACCCAAAUCAUUGCCUCUGUGGAUGGCAUAUGGUGGAAACGACGCUUUAGCAGAUGUAACUGAUUUACAGCACACACUCAAGGAAUUGCCAUCCACACCGGAAGUGGUUUAUCUCGAAAACUAUGGACAUAUUGACUUCAUUUUAAGCUUGCAAGCAAAACAAGAUCUUUAUGACCCUAUGAUUAGAUUUUUCAAAUCAUUGGGAAAAUUUACUAGUAUGUAAAGCUUGCUUCCUUCCGGUAUGAUAGAUGUAAUAUAAUGGUCUAUACUAGUAUGACUUCAUAAAUGUUUACGCACGCUGUGAAGUCACAAUAUUAGUAUCACGUGAAGUCCAACUCGAUUUUCUGUUUGUAAGUAUGAUGUCAGAUCUAUAAAGAUUACUAUGUUUGUGUAAUAAAGCGCCCGCUUUAUUAUUAUUAUUUUGA
Messenger RNA from Cajanus cajan (pigeon pea), 1597 nucleotides. Its product is annotated as lipase 1. Lineage: Eukaryota; Viridiplantae; Streptophyta; Magnoliopsida; Fabales; Fabaceae. The record is from RefSeq and is a predicted model, not a curated record. Gene Ontology annotation, molecular function: hydrolase activity, acting on ester bonds.